Molecule: messenger RNA, 240 nt
Organism: Tetrapisispora phaffii CBS 4417
Lineage: Eukaryota; Fungi; Ascomycota; Saccharomycetes; Saccharomycetales; Saccharomycetaceae
Gene: SDH6
Product: Sdh6p
Exons: 1
Coding region: 1-240 (79 amino acids)
Biological process (GO): mitochondrial respiratory chain complex II assembly
Cellular component (GO): mitochondrion
Source: RefSeq, a predicted model, not a curated record
AUGCGUGGCAAAUUUAGUGGACUGCAAAAAGAGGCUAUUCAUCUUUAUAGAAAUUCUCUAAGAAUUGCUUACAAAAAACCGAUAGAAAACCAAAGUCAUUUUUUCAAAUAUAUACAUGAUGAAUUCGAUAAAAAUAAAAGCAUAUCGAGAAAAGAUUUUACCACUAUAGAAUAUUUGAUUAGAGUUGGAAAUAAGAAACUAGAAUCUUUUUCAAGAUCAGAAGUAAAAGAUAUUCAUUAA